This is a messenger RNA of Debaryomyces tyrocola, 444 nucleotides long. The record is from the annotation of a GenBank genome assembly. NCBI's taxonomy places the organism in Eukaryota, Fungi, Ascomycota, Pichiomycetes, Serinales, Debaryomycetaceae.
AUGAAAAUAAUAAAUGGAAUGUUGUUUCUCAGGAUAUUUGCUAUUUCAAGUAUACAUUUACUAAUGGUGUAUGCGAACGAAUUAAGUGACUACUGGAAGGCUUUUAAUAAUUUAAAGGAUUGCUUGGACACGCUGAAUGUUACGUACCAAUUGGGUGUAAAGCUGACAGGAUCACUAGUCGUUUUACCAGUAGGCGAAUUCGAUAAAGAUAUUGUGUUUGAUGAUUAUGGUAGAUGUCUAGGUAGGCACAAUACUACAUUAGUGGUAUAUGGUGCAUAUUCAAAUAAUACGCAAGUGGAAGAAUUAACAUGUGAUACCAAUAGAUGUAAUGGUAUAGGGCCACACUCUGACCCAGUAAUACCUAAUUCUGCGCUUAGGAGACAACGCUUCAGAAUGUUAAAGCUGAUAGGGCCUGGAGACACUAUUAGAUGCAGUGUUCUUUGA